Prorocentrum cordatum is the source of this 846-nucleotide messenger RNA. The record is from the annotation of a GenBank genome assembly. NCBI's taxonomy places the organism in Eukaryota, Dinophyceae, Prorocentrales, Prorocentraceae.
AUGGGUGAGUGAGUUUGUGAACGUUGAUUUUCAGAUAGGUUAGCGAAGGGGCCAUAGGGCGGGAUAUGUCUUGUUGUUUCGGACGUUGUCUCCAGGUCUUGCCUGCGCCCGAAACCGUUUCAAGUUCAAGGCACCAUGACUCACUGACAGAGUUUCGAGGUGCCUCCGCGGGCACCCUCUUGCAGGUCUCUCCGCGGCACCCGAGGGGUGCCGCUGUAUUCUACCAGACACCAGAAGUGCCCGCCAUGACGCUAGGGGCCGACUCGGCCGCGGCGGGUGCGCCGCCGGGACUGGAUGCCACCGUUGCAGGCGAACCGCCGCCGCUGGCCCCCGAGGGCGCCGCCACCGACGUGAACCAAGGCAGCUGGUGGCUCGCGGCGGCGUGGGGACUCCUCGCCCUGGCAGGCGGAGGAGGAGCCCUGGCAGCCCAGCUGGGCUCGACAGGACGGGCCCGCCUGGCGGGCCUCACCGUGUUCGGGCUGGUGGGCUUCCUCGCCACAGUGAGGGUCGUGCGCCAGGCGUGGUGGCUCUACUGCGACCAAGAGGCGACGAGGGCGCAGAUGGCCGCCCUCACGGCCCAGAUGCAGCAGCUGGCCCUGUCGGGAGCGAUGGGCAUGCCAGGAGGAGGUUUCCCUGGCGGCGGCCCGCCUGACGAAGUCAUGCCCGGGUGGGCCGACGUGGAGCCGCCGCCGCCGGGGAUCCCGCAGGUGCCGGGCGUGACGAUGACGGGGCCGGCCGCAGGACCCAUCGGUCCUCCAGUCUCGCUUCUGCUUAAGGAUUAUUGGAUUAUUUUGUGUUGCUGGUUUUGCUGCAUUUUAGCCUCCAAGAUUUAGCCAAACUGGCAAA